Capronia epimyces CBS 606.96 is the source of this 858-nucleotide messenger RNA. RefSeq names its product glucose 1-dehydrogenase. The record is from RefSeq and is a predicted model, not a curated record. The transcript has a single exon. Gene Ontology annotation, molecular function: oxidoreductase activity, acting on the CH-OH group of donors, NAD or NADP as acceptor. Bases 1 to 858 code for a protein of 285 amino acids. NCBI's taxonomy places the organism in Eukaryota, Fungi, Ascomycota, Eurotiomycetes, Chaetothyriales, Herpotrichiellaceae.
AUGACCUUACCACCCCUCCUCACAGGCCAGGUCUGCGCCAUCACUGGAGGGCUGACGGGCAUAGGACGGGCGAUCGCCAUCACGUUCCUGUCUCAUGGGGCAAAGGUGGCCAUCAACUAUCUCCCGUCGCACAACAAGGGCGAAGAGCAACUGCUGUCGUCGCUCCGCACUGAGGCGUUGGAUGCCAUCAAGGCACGUCCCGGCAGCAACAGCAGCAGCAACACCGCCUCGACGACCAGCCUCGACGACGUCCCACUGCUCAGCGUGGCCGGCGACAUUUCCCAGCCCGAAACAGGCCAGGAGCUCGUCAAGCAGACGGUGGCGCGGUUCGGCAGGCUGGACACGUUCAUUUCCAACGCGGGCAUCUGCCGGUUCGAAGAGUUCCUCGAGAUCUCGCCAGACAGCUUCCAGCGCCACCUGAACACCAACCUGUCGGGCGCCUUCUAUGCCGUCCAGGCCGCCGCCCAGCAGAUGACCCGGCAGACGCCGCAGGGCGGCUCGAUCAUCGGAAUCUCCAGCAUCUCGGCGCUGGUGGGCGGCGCCCAGCAGUGCCACUACACGCCGACCAAGGCCGGCAUCUUGAGUCUGAUGCAGUCGACCGCCACCGCGCUGGGCAAAUCCAACAUCCGCUGUAAUGCCCUGCUCCCAGGCACCAUCCGCACGCAGUUGAACGAAGACGACCUCGCAGAAGGCAGCGACAAGAAGAAUUACAUGGAGGCCAGGAUUCCACUGGGCAGACUGGGCAAGCCGGACGACAUGGCUGGCCCAGCCCUGUUUCUGGCUUGCGGCGAGUUGUCAUCCUAUGUCACGGGUGCCGCUAUUUUGGUGGACGGAGGAUUGUUUGUAAAUCUCCAGUAG